Plasmodium vivax (malaria parasite P. vivax) is the source of this 2926-nucleotide messenger RNA. Its product is annotated as peptidase, putative. Lineage: Eukaryota; Apicomplexa; Aconoidasida; Haemosporida; Plasmodiidae. Gene Ontology annotation, molecular function: metalloaminopeptidase activity. The transcript has a single exon. The record is from RefSeq and is a predicted model, not a curated record. The coding region runs from base 476 to 2926 and encodes 816 amino acids.
ACCAUCUUGUUUAUAUAGUUAUAUAUUCACCUGCGCGUAUGUACAUCUAUGCAUCUACGCAAUCCGCACGUGCAUAGAUGCCAUACGUGUUAACCUGCAUGGUACAUAUUUUCCGCGCCCAGGUCGGCCAGAGUCAACUCUACAUAGUGAAGCGGCGCUUGGCUUUGCUUGGCUUAGCUUAGCGUAGCUUUGCGUAGCCCAGCGUAGCCUUCUGAAGAGUCCCCUCGGCAGCUUUCUUUGCGGCACGUUUUUUCGAAAAUUUACGUGCACACGUUUUAUACGCAGUGCAGCAGGGUUGCUCGCGCAGGCGUGACGUAUGAUUAUUUAGGGGCUGGCGGUUGAGCUGCUAAGCGGUUAAGCUGCCAAGCGGUUGAGCUGCCAAGCAGUUACGCUUCUCCGUACUGGGGCCCCAACCGGUGCGCGGCACCUUCACAUCCACCCCCCCUUUUCUCCUCUCCCUCCUCUGCUACCAAAUAUGCGCGUGAAUUCCCUCCUCUACGCGCUUUCUUCUUUAAUGGUAUUCCAUUUAGACUUCUUUUACAAAGGGAACAGGGUUAACUACGUUUCUGCGUACAUCAGUUCGAUACACAAGUACACCAAUUACGGCAACGGGAGUGGCGGAAAAAGCGGAAGCAACGGAAGCGGCAACGGAAGCGGCGACGGAGGCCAGAACAAACCUAGUUUCUUCGGAAAGCGAAAAAUAGACGCGAACGGAGUAUCGAACAGAUCAGCCGUCUCGUACUUCAAGAAAAAGUUCCCUCAGGUUUAUCAGCAGAACGGCGUAAGCACCUCCAGCACGUCGGGAGACCCCAGGCAGGCAAGUGAGAAGAAGGACCCAGAAACGACCUCUCAACUGCAGCAGCAGAGGGAGGAGCAGCCCCCACAGCAACCACAACAGAGUGACAAUCAAGGAGGAGUUAGAGACACCAUGGCAAACCCCCCCAUCGAAGAGAGACUCGCAAACCUGAAGAAGGUAAUGCAGGAAAACAACAUCGAUGUGUACAUCCUAAUAAACAGCGAUGAGCAUAACUCAGAAAUUAUAAACGAUAAGGAUAAAAAAAUAUUCUAUUUGAGUAACUACAGUGGAGCAGAUGGUAUCUUAAUACUGACGAAGGAUAAGCAAAUUAUGUACGUGAAUGCUCUCUACGAAUUACAAGCCAACAAGGAACUGAACCACGACAUUUUCUCCCUCCGAAUUAGCAAAAUUACCAACCGAGAUGAAAUAUACGAAACAAUUGCAUCCCUCGAAUUUAACAACAUUGCAGUAGAUGGAAAAAACACCAGCGUCGCUUUUUAUGAAAAGUUAAAGAGCAAAAUAGAGUCCACUUACCCAGGCAAAACUGUCGAAGAAAAAGUGAUUUACGAAAAUGAUAUGAACCAAAUUGUAAAAAAUGAAAAUAUAAAUUUCCUCAUUUUGGAGAAGUCCCUCGUAGAUUUAAAAGACUAUCAAGUGAAUAACAAAUUGGUCUUCAUCCAUGACAGAAAAUUUAACGGUGCAUGUUCAGGAGAAAAAUUAGAAAAAUUAAGACAAAUAUUUUCCUUUGAAAAUAAAAACGUAGAUAAGUUACUACUCUCAGAGUUAGACGAAAUUGCGUACAUUUUAAAUUUACGUGGAUUUGAUUACACCUUUUCUCCCCUCUUCUAUGGCUACCUCUACUUCGAGUUUAACAGAGAAAAGGACGAUUUUGAAAAAAUGAUUCUCUUCACUGUGUCGAAGAACCUCUCCGAGAGUUCCAUCAGACACCUCAACACGGUUAACGUGACUGUUAAGGAGUACGAAACGGUGGUCGAGUACCUAAGGGACAACGUCUCCUCCAAAACGAUGGCCCUCACCAAGGUGGGCAAUGAAGUAGGCGCAGUUAAGGCGCCCCCCUCCAAGGAACUCCCCAUAAAAGAGUCCGAUUCGCAGAAAAAGUACGAAAUCUCCCUCAGCCCAUACAUCAACCUAAUGAUCUACAUGCUCUUCAAUAAGGACAAAAUACUGCUCGAAAAAUCCCCCGUUCUUCACAUGAAGGCGGUUAAAAACGACGUCGAAAUUGAGAACAUGAAGGAGGCACAUGUGCUGGAUGCGUUGGCCCUUUUGCAAUUCUUUCACUGGUGUGACGAGAAGAGAAAAACCAAAGAGUUAUUUAACGAAACGGAAAUGUCUUUAAAAAAUAAAGUAGAUUACUUCAGAUCAACCAAACCAAACUUUAUCUUCCCCUCCUUUGCAACCAUCUCGGCCAGCGGACCAAAUGCUGCAGUCAUUCACUACGAAGUAACGGAUUCUACAAAUGCGAAGAUUACACCAGGUAUAUAUCUCCUUGAUUCAGGAGGACAGUACCUACACGGAACCACAGAUGUAACUAGAACUACGCAUUUUGGAGAACCCACAGCGGAAGAGAAGAAAAUCUACACCCUAGUACUUAAAGGACACCUACGUUUAAGAAAAGUUAUCUUUGCUAGCUACACGAAUUCUAUGGCCCUAGAUUUUAUUGCGCGUGAAAGUUUAUUUAAACACUUCCUCGAUUAUAAUCACGGAACUGGACACGGAGUAGGGUUAUUCUUAAACGUCCAUGAAGGUGGUUGCUCCAUCGGACCAACAGCUGGCACUCCUCUGAAACCUGCUAUGGUACUUUCCAACGAACCAGGGUACUACCUAGAAAAUAAAUUUGGUGUUAGAAUCGAAAACAUGCAAUUUGUAAUUAGCAAGAAGAACACAGAUAACACCGAGUUUUACUCCUUUGAAGAUUUAACUCUCUAUCCGUAUGAGAAAAAACUGCUCGACUUUUCCAUUCUGACGGCUGAAGAAAUUAGAGACAUCAAUGAAUACCACGAGACCAUUAGGAAAACCCUCCUCCCCAGGCUGAAGCAGAACCCCUCCGAAUACGGCGAGGGAGUGGUGAAGUACCUCAUGGAUAUCACCCAGCCGAUUGCCAUCAACUAG